AUGGCUCUUAACCUCGAUGAUCUCAUAGGCUCCAUGCAGUCCGUCCAUGCAGGCGAUCGCGGACAAGGUAUCGAGGAGAUCCGAGAGAACCUCCGGCUGACACUUGGUCAGUCGGCCAUGGGACCUCUUCAAGUCGAGGGCUACUCGUCGGCAUCGGGAAGUGGCGCCAUGAGAAUCAAUGGGAGAUACGGAAGAUACGACACUGGUGCUUCGGGCAGUGGUAGCAGUGCAGCGGGCACCGCCAAGAAGAGGCGCAUGCUCAAUCGCAACGGCUAUCCUCAGCCACAUCACCAUGCUCACCCUCCAGCUUUGCAUAUGAGGCAGCGUCCGCACUACAGCUCCCCUUCCCACUCUCGUAGCAGGGAAAGGGCGCGAGGAGGAUCAGGUCUCGCCUUCAAAGACUCGAUUGAAGGCCAGCAUUCUGAUUUGAUAGACGGAGGAGAGGAUGCAGUUGGAGACUCAACGAUGACUGGCGAGGACGGCGCCGGCACAUCCUACUUCAGUGGCAGCAUCAACAGAAACUCAAAUUACCACUUGAGCAACAGCGGUGGAGACUAUAGCAUACCUUAUCCAUCGCCUGUCAACGGACUCACCUCAACACACACGCAACGCCUUCCAUCGGGUGCGGCGUCUGCAGCAGACAUGGCACUGUCGCCCGCCACAUCAUCGUACCCGAGGAGCUACACCUCCAACACGUCCUCUAGUGGCGCUGGCCCUUCUUCCUUUGCAUCCACAUCCGCAUCAUCGCAUUCAGCAGCUGGCUCCUCGGGCUUCUAUGGGAUUGGCAACGGAGCAGCGCCACCUGCAAAUACACCACAGCAGACGCCGAGUGACAGAGAUGACACUGCUCUGCUCCACCGAGUCGCCAGACCAGACGGUCGUGGAGAGGAUCUGAUUUGGGAGGGAAGUGAAGAUGUCGAGGGUGAGGCUGCAGUGGGCGCAUCAGCCGUCUCGGACAUCGAUGUCCUUGACGAAGAGGAGCCAGGACCUGUGUCGAAGUACCUGGCAUCUCCCCCGAAUGAGGCAAGGGGCAGUGGAGGUAGCUCAUCAGGAGGGUAUGAUCUCUCGCGACCUGCUUCCAGUAGUCCCAAGAAGCUAGUCAAUGGCUUCACGCCUACGCUUCUGUCUUAG
Messenger RNA from Microstroma glucosiphilum, 1131 nucleotides. RefSeq lists its product as hypothetical. The record is from RefSeq and is a predicted model, not a curated record. NCBI's taxonomy places the organism in Eukaryota, Fungi, Basidiomycota, Exobasidiomycetes, Microstromatales, Microstromataceae. Bases 1 to 1131 code for a protein of 376 amino acids. The transcript has a single exon.